Molecule: messenger RNA, 2127 nt
Organism: Cucumis melo (muskmelon)
Lineage: Eukaryota; Viridiplantae; Streptophyta; Magnoliopsida; Cucurbitales; Cucurbitaceae
Product: receptor-like cytosolic serine/threonine-protein kinase RBK2
Exons: 10
Coding region: 193-1842 (549 amino acids)
Biological process (GO): protein phosphorylation
Molecular function (GO): ATP binding; protein kinase activity
Source: RefSeq, a predicted model, not a curated record
ACAACUUUGAUGGAAUAUGCAAAUUUAAUUCCGAUUUUUGAGCAUCAAGUUUCGGAGAUCAAUCAAAAAUAGCAACAAUGUUGAAAUGGUGAUUUGAAUUCAUGUCGACCACUACUCUCCCUCUCCCUCUCUUUCUACGCUCAAAAUUCCUUUCCGAAUCCCUCUCUCUGUUCAUUGAUUCCAAUAAGCUUCAUGGAAAAUGAUCAAGAAUCCCCUGCUUCUUCUACCAGUAGUAAGACAAACGAGCGAACGUUGCAACGAUCGAAGAUGUUGGAAGUUUCAAUUGUAGAGAAAUUGGAUCGGCAAGACUCUGCGGAUAUGGCUACAUAUGGUCCUAUUGAGAUUGAAACGUCCGGAAGCAAUGAUUCAGGCGAUAUUGAUAGUCAAAAUCAAUCAAAAGAUCAGACAAAUCAAGCUGCGGGGACUCCCAGUAUAGGGAGCAGAUCAAGACCGCGUGGAUUCUCCGACUCUUUUGCUUCUCAUGAGUUGAGAUUAUUAGAUUUGGAAGAUGAAACCAAAGAUGUGGCAUCUCCAAGAGGGGUGCUCGAGGAUUGCUCGAGAAGCUUAGAUUCUGAAACAACUACUUCUCGGGCCAGCACUUCCGAUUGGGAAGGUCAUCCGGACUCGAGAAAUCCAAGUCAUUGGAGAGGGUUCUUUCGUUUACUGAAGAAAGGACCUCAAAUGCGAUUUCAGACCUUUCCUCCUCUUAAAGCUGUUCCAAAACUCACCAGAAGAAAGAGCAAAAGAAUUAGAGAGGAUAUGAUUCCAGUAGUAUCACCAGUGAUGGACUCUUCUAUAGAAACCGAGUUUUGCUAUUUCAGAUCUUCUUGGAAAAAUUUCACCCUUUCAGAGCUUGAAGCUGCAUGCAAUAACUUCAGCCAAGAAAACUUGAUUGGCGAGGGUGGUUAUUCUGAAGUUUACAAGGGUCAGUUGGAAGAUGGACAACUUGUCGCGAUCAAGCGGCUUAAUAGAGGUAGCCAAGAGGAGAUGACUGCAGACUUCUUGUCUGAGCUUGGAAUUAUUGUUCAUGUUGAUCAUCCUAAUAUCGCGAGCGUAAUUGGAUACGGCGUUGAAGGUGGAAUGCACCUUAUACUUCAUUUAUCACCCCAUGGGAGCCUGGCAUCCAUACUUUACGGGCCAAAGGAGAGACUGGAUUGGUCGACCAGGUAUAAGAUUGCUCUUGGAACCGCUGAAGGUCUCCUUUAUCUUCAUGAAGGCUGCCAAAGAAGAAUAAUCCACAGAGACAUUAAGGCCGCUAAUAUAUUGCUUAGGGAUGAUUUUGAGCCUCAGAUAUCUGACUUCGGGCUUGCAAAGUGGCUCCCAGAUCAAUGGACUCACCAUACUGUGUCAAAAUUUGAAGGCACAUUCGGGUACCUUCCUCCCGAGUUCUUUAUGCAUGGCAUUGUUGAUGAGAAAACGGACGUCUAUGCCUAUGGAGUACUUUUAUUGGAACUCAUUACCGGACGACGAGCACUGGAUAGCUUACAGCAAAGCCUUGUGAUGUGGGCUAAACCCCUACUUUCUAAACAGAAUCUCAAGGAACUUGUUGAUUUAUCUCUUGUCGACGCAUUUGACUCCGAACAAAUGAAACGAAUGAUAUCAAUAGCUUCAAUGUGCAUAAAUCAAUCUUCAAUUCUACGGCCGGAAAUGAGUGAGAUUGUUCAAAUUCUGAAAGGGGAUGGAGUUUAUAAUUUGGAGCUUGUAAAACGACAGAAGUCUAAACUUCAAAGGACAUACUCCGAAGAGCUUUUGGAUGCAGAAGAAUACAAUUCUACCAAAUAUUUAAGUGAUAUUGAUCGACAUUUGGAGAUUGUUUUAGGUACUUGUCAUAUUGAUGUUUAGAUUAUUUAUUUUUACCUUGACAAGUACUUUUACUUUCAAAAAUAAAAAUAAAAAAAGAAAAAAAGAAAGAAAGAAAAAUGAAAGAUAAAAAAAAAAAAACACUUACAUGAUAUAAUUUAUAUAUGAUAUUUUGCAUUUAUAUUCGAUCAUAAUAUACGAUCUUGAUGUUUCAAUUUUUUUUUUUUUUUUAUUCUUAUUCUUUUCUGUUUGUAGAUAUUGAACUCAUUUGUGAAAACAGUGUUAAUUAGUUAAUUAAACCAACAAAAUAUAGUAUGGAUGUUUUUA